This is a messenger RNA of Amoebophrya sp. A120, 627 nucleotides long. The record is from the annotation of a GenBank genome assembly. NCBI's taxonomy places the organism in Eukaryota, Dinophyceae, Syndiniales, Amoebophryaceae.
GUGGAAUUGAGUUGAAGUUGAGUGAAGCUGAAGAGGUUUUAAGUUCUAAUGAGGCACAACUACAACUCCCAUGUCCAUUCACCCUUUCGACAGAUGCACACUCCGUGUAGAAGUCGAGCCAGCAAGAUAGCCUGCACCUAGCAUUCUUUCCCGAAAAACAAGCACUGUACUGGGAGCAUGACAGGUCAGGUCACCUUCCGCAAGAACACGAUGCAACUCCUGGAGUGUCACCCACACGACCCUUUUUCUGUGUAUAAUUGUUGCCGGAAUAAAAUUUCAAUACUUGUUGUUGAUGUGAAGCUUUUGAAACCCCAAAGCACCAGAACCAACCUCCUCCUACGGCAGUUUUAUCUGUUGAGUAUUCUUUUUUCUAGAAUUUCUCAUACUGCUCUUAGAAGGACUACUUCCUCGACGCCCACAAACAAUGAUGUAGCGCAUCGAAGGUCGUUUGACAUUCUCUGCUUGGAGCCAUCGAUUGAAACCGGCACCUCCCCGCAGCCGCACCUCGCUACCACAAGCAAGCUGUACUGGAGCACGAAGCGUGUACUUAGCUGCAGACAGACGCCGGUGCAGGAACGACAUCAAACAACGGACAGUGGAGUAGUUGUAGUUGCAGCAGCGCGGUAG